CCUGCUGAUGUAAGAGCAAGUACACACUCACACACACAGACAAAUAAUGCACAAUUGACAUGUCAGUGAAAGUCUUAGGAAAUUAAAAAUAUACGAAAUGGCGACUUCAAAAACAUCAAAUACAUAUAAUCGACAAAAUUGGGAAGAUGCAGAAUUUCCAAUUUUAUGCCAAACAUGCCUUGGUGACAACCCGUACAUUCGAAUGAUGAAGGAGAAAUACGGCAAGGAGUGCAAAAUUUGCAUGCGUCCAUUCACAGUAUUCCGCUGGUGUCCCGGCGCGAGGAUGCGUUUCAAGAAGACCGAAGUUUGCCAAACUUGCAGUCGUUUGAAGAACGUUUGUCAAACGUGUCUCCUCGAUUUGGAAUACGGAUUGCCAAUUCAAGUGCGCGACGCGGCCUUAAAAAUAAAAGACGAUCUUCCCCGAUCGAACGUCAAUAAGGAAUAUUACGUGCAGAAUAUUGACAAUGAAAUCAGUAAACUGGAUCACACAUCGCCAGCGGGAGCUGUGGGAAAAUCGGCAGCCGCAAGCGAUUUAUUAAUGAAACUCGCCAGAACAAGUCCAUAUUACAAGCGGAAUCGUCCUCACAUUUGCUCUUUCUACGUGAAAGGCGAAUGCAAAAGAGGCGAGGAAUGUCCCUAUCGUCACGAGAAGCCAACCGAUCCCGACGAUCCUCUCGCCGAUCAGAAUAUCAAAGACCGCUACUACGGCGUGAACGAUCCAGUCGCCGAUAAACUGAUGCGACGAGCGGCGGCAAUGCCAAAAUUGGACGCGCCCGAGGACAAAUCGAUAACAACUCUCUACAUUGGCAAUUUGGGCGAGGCAAUAACCGAGAAGCAAUUGCGAGAUCAUUUCUAUCAGUACGGAGAGAUUCGCUCGGUGACAAUGGUCCCGCGACAACAGUGUGCCUUCAUUCAAUACACGCAGAGAAAUGCCGCCGAAGCCGCCGCCGAGAGGACUUUCAAUAAAUUAAUUCUGGGCGGACGACGACUCACAAUCAAAUGGGGACGAUCUCAGGGUCGACAGGCAAUAUCGGCUGCUGAGGGAAGUCGAGAAAUGCUGGAACCAGUUCCUGGAUUACCGGGUGCCUUACCACCGCCGCCGGCACGCGCUAUUGGCAGUGAUUUCUUCAAUUUGCAACCGACGGCCAGCAUGAUACCGCCGAUGAUGAUUCCUCCGCCGCCAGUCGCUCCGCCUUUCAUGUUCCCACCGCAAAUUGCAGCAGCCGCCGCCGUUGCUGCCGCGGCAGCUCCAAUAUUCCCACCUGGAACGGCGCCGAUUCACUAUCCAAGUCAGGAUCCUUCGAGAAUGGGAGCUUCUCAGGGUAUCGGUAAACCUUGGCCCGAGGAAUAAUUCUAUCAAUAAUAAUACAUACCUUGUAUAUGUAAAUAUGCGCACUGCAUACAAUAAACUUAAUUUAGGGGUAAGAA
This is a messenger RNA of Leptopilina heterotoma, 1428 nucleotides long. Its product is annotated as pre-mRNA-splicing factor RBM22. Gene Ontology annotation, molecular function: metal ion binding; U6 snRNA binding; pre-mRNA binding. Bases 98 to 1351 code for a protein of 417 amino acids. The record is from RefSeq and is a predicted model, not a curated record. NCBI's taxonomy places the organism in Eukaryota, Metazoa, Arthropoda, Insecta, Hymenoptera, Figitidae. Gene Ontology annotation, cellular component: Prp19 complex; U2-type catalytic step 1 spliceosome; U2-type catalytic step 2 spliceosome. The transcript has 3 exons.